UGAAAACUGAUUAUUGAGAAAAUAUAUGCAAAUAUUUAUACCAAACAUAUGCAAAUUUUAAACAACAAGAUUUAUGUGCAAAUCAUGUAAAAACAUGGAAAAUUGUUUAAGGUGUAAGUUUUGUUAAAUUAAUAAAUAAAAAAAAAAAAACAAGCAAAACAAACGACAUUUAAAGAAAAUCGAAAGAAAAAAUGGUUGUGCCAACAAUGGAUAGCUUACCGCGUGUUCCAGAUACUCACGGUGAUGUGAUCGACGAGAAAUUAUUCUGCGAUUUAUAUAUACGCACAACCUGGGUAGAUGCCCAAGUUGCUUUGAAUCAAAUCGAAAAGGGUAAAGCCCGCGGCAAUCGUACUUCAAUUUAUUUGCGUUCAGUAUUUCAAUCACACCUCGAAUCUCUGGGUAAUUCAGUACAAAAACAUGCGGGCAAAGUGUUAUUUGUUGCCAUUCUAGUGUUAAGUACAUUUUGCGUUGGCCUCAAAUCUGCUCAAAUACACUCGAAAGUUCACCAAUUAUGGAUACAAGAGGGCGGCAGGCUGGAAGCUGAAUUAGCCUAUACGCAAAGAACUAUUGGAGAAGCGGAAAGUUCAACGCAUCAAUUAUUAAUACAAACGGCUCAUGAUCCUAAUGCCUCGAUACUGCAUCCGCAAGCUUUGCUUACACAUCUCGAAGUUUUGAAAAAGGCUACCGCUGUUAAGAUACACAUGUUCGAUGCCGAUUGGAGUUUAAGGGAUAUGUGUAAUUCGCCAACUACGCCCAGUUUCGAAGGUCCUUAUUUCAUAGAACAAAUAUUUAAACAUUUAAUACCAUGUUCUAUAAUAACACCCCUGGAUUGUUUUUGGGAAGGAGGCCAGCUGCUAGGUCCUGAGUUUCCUGUGAAAAUACCUGGCAUUGAUACAAACAUUACUUGGAGCACUUUGAAUCCCUCUAGUCUUAUGCAAAAGAUGAAGAAACAAAUGAGCGAUCAGAAAAUCUCGUUUGAUUUCGGUACUAUGGAACAAUACAUGAAAAGAGCUGCUAUAACGUCUGGCUAUACUGAGAAACCCUGCUUGAAUCCUAAAGAUCCGCAUUGCCCGGAAACAGCUCCGAAUAAAAUGAGUAAACAACCCUUAGAUGUGGGCGCUAUACUGACCGGUGGCUGUUACGGUUUCGCUGCCAAGUAUAUGCACUGGCCUGAAGAGUUGAUUGUAGGCGGUGUGGUGCGCAACCGCACCGGGCAUUUACGAAAAGCUAAAGGUCUUCAGACAGUAGUCCAAUUAAUGACUGAAAAGGAAAUGUAUGACGUAUGGAACGAGCACUACAAAGUUCAUCAUAUUGCUUGGACGCAAGAAAAAGCUGCCGAAGUGCUAAAUGCCUGGCAAAGAAAUUUCACCAAAGAAGUGGAAAAGUUAAUGGAAAGCUCUCGCGUUUCUCACAAUUAUGAUGUCUAUGUUUUUUCCUCGGCCACCCUGGAUGAUAUACUUGAGAAAUUUUCUAAUCCCAGUCCUAUUAGUAUUGUUAUUGGCGUUAUAGCUACUGUGUUGUAUGCCUUUUUUACUUUGAUUCGUUGGCGCGAUCCGGUUAAAGGACAAAGUAGUGUAGGUGUGGCCGGAGUUCUGCUAAUGGGUUUUUCCACUGCGGCCGGCUUAGGCUUGUGUGCUAUACUGGGCAUUGUCUUCAACGCAGCCAGUACGCAAGUCGUGCCCUUUUUGGCUUUGGGUUUGGGAGUGGACCACAUUUUCAUGCUUACCGCUGCUUAUGCGGAAAGUAAUCGCAAAGAGCAAACUAAAUAUAUACUAAAAAAAGUUGGACCCAGCAUUUUAUUUAGUGCAUGCACCACCGCGGGAUCGUUUUUUGCUGCUGUCUUUAUACCAGUGCCAGCCUUGAAAGUUUUCUGCUUACAAGCGGCCGUAGUAAUGUGCUUUAAUUUGGCCGCUGCUUUGCUAGUAUUUCCGGCGAUGAUAUCUUUGGAUUUGAGAAGACGCACCGCAGGAAGAGCAGAUCUAUUUUGUUUAUGCUUUCCUAUAUGGAAGGAGAAAUCCACAUUAGCCGGAACAAUGAAUAACAAUUUGGCAACUUCUCAGUACACGAGCAGCAAUCGUUUACGCAACAUUACCACCAUGAUACCCAAAAAUUUAAACAACUCUAGAACACCUCCAAUGCCAAUGAGCAAUUCGGCAAAUGCUGAUGGAACUGCUGCCGCACAAGAGGAGGCGCUACUUAAUUGCUCUACUGAAAAGCGUUUGCCAUCGCUGUCAUUGGCUAAAUUUGCCUACAAAUACUACACACCGUUUAUUUUAAAAAGUUGGAUGAAGUUCCUAAUAACUGUUACUUUCAUAGGCACAGUGGUAUUCAGUUUAUUAGCCUCUACUAAGCUACAGGACGGCUUGGAUUUAAUCGAUGUGGUGCCUAAAGAAACGAAUGAGUACAAAUUCUUAAGCGCUCAGACUUCAAUGUUCGGUUUCUAUAGUAUGUACGCCGUUACUCAAGGAAAUUUUGAGUAUCCUAACAAUCAACGUUUAUUGCAUGAUUAUCAUGAGGCAUUUGUUCGCGUGCCACAUGUAAUUAAGAACGACAAUGGUGGUUUGCCAGAGUUUUGGUUGUCCUUAUUUCGCGAUUGGUUGCGAAAUCUGCAAAAGAUCUUCGAUCAUGAAUUCAAAGAUGGGCGACUAAAUCAAGAAGGCUGGUACGCAAAUGCCUCUAGUGAUGCUAUAUUGGCUUACAAGCUGUUGGUGCAAACAGGGUAUGUUGAUAAUCCUGUGGAUAAGAGUUUGGUAACACAGCACCGCUUAGUCGAUCAGGAUGGGAUAAUAAAUUCGAAAGCAUUCUAUAAUUAUUUGUCGGCCUGGGCAACAAACGAUGUCUUUGCUUAUGGAGCUUCGCAGGGAAAAUUACAUCCUGAGCCACGUCAGUAUUAUCACGAGCCCACUGAAUAUGACUUGAAAAUUCCGAAAAGUUUGCCACUGGUUUACGCACAGAUGCCUUUCUACUUGCACGGUCUCACCGAUACCUCAGAAAUUAAAUCAUUGAUCUCCCAUAUUCGCGAUUUAAGUGUACGUUUCGAAGCGCGAGGCCUACCAAAUUAUCCCUCAGGUAUACCCUUUAUUUUCUGGGAGCAAUAUAUGACGUUGCGUUCUUCCUUGGCUUUGAUAUUAUGCUGUUGCAUUUUGGCUGCUUUCAUGUUAGUCUCGAUACUAUUACUCUCCGUAUGGGCUGCUCUGCUUGUCGUCUUUAACGUCGUGGCUUCUUUGGCACAAGUUUUCGGCGCUAUGACUUUGUUGGGGAUUAAAUUGUCAGCUCUACCUGCUGUUAUACUCAUAUUAAGUGUGGGCAUGAUAGUAUGCUUUACUGUGAAUAUAUCCUUGGGCUUCAUGACUUCGGUUGGAAAUCGCGAACGUCGCAUUCUCUUGUCUAUGCAAGUCUCUAUGGGCCCCUUAACGCACAGCAUUUUAACAUCGACUCUCGCUGUACUCAUGCUGUCUACUUCGCCCUUUGAAUUUGUUAUAAGGCAUUUCUUUUGGUUACUUCUCAUUGUUUUGAGUGUUGGUGCUUUUAAUAGCCUCGUGGUCUUUCCUAUAAUACUAAGCAUGAUAGGGCCUGAAGCUGAACUCGUACCCCUUGAAUAUCCCGAUCGUAUAUCCACACCCUCGCCAGUACUAACGCGCAGUAAUAAACGUGUUAAUAAAACCGUGGUAGUUCAUGGAGGCUCAUCGUCUCGCUCCUCAACGCGUUCUUGCCAGAAACCUCAUUAUCAUUCUAAAGAUAUUAAUGUUAACAAUCCUUCUUUAACCACCAUCACCGAAGAACCACCCUCUUGGAAAUCGUCAUCGUCUUCCAUACAAAUGAAUAAUGAAUGGAUACAUAACGGCGGAAGCGGAGGUGGGAUAGGACAACAAGCAACCCAUUAUAGUAACAAUCUUAACUACGGAACAAAUAUGAAUAAUUGCCGCUAUCAGCAUUCAACACCAUCGCAAGCAAUGCAUCAAAAUAUGCACUAUAAUCAGCCGUUAUACAGUACAAACGGAUUACAUCCGCCUACAACGCUACCGCAAUGUCAAGCACAUCAUCCGCUUAAUAAUAUAACAUCGCAUAUAGCGCAGCCGCCACAAUCGACAACAUCACAAAUCAGUUCCCAGCAGCAACAGACAUCAACGUCGCAGGAAUCACAAACGAAUAAAAACGUAAAUACCUUUCCACCAGAAUUGCAAAGUAUCGUUGUACAACCGGAAGUCACGGUCGAAACACAUCAUUCAGAUUCAAAUACCACGAAAGUAACGGCCACUGCCAAUAUUAAAGUCGAAUUGGUAACUCCUGGUCGAGCAGUGCGCAGUUAUAAUUUUACAAGUUAGCCGUAAACUGCUUCUCAGCUCCUAAUUUCCCCUAUCUACCCGCCUAAUUAAUUAGAUAAGUUAAUUAAAUCGAUUAAACGCUAAUGUUAUUAUCUUCACUUCUACCCCAAACAAGCAAGUAUUGAAUAUUUGUGAAUAGUAUAUUUGUAGUAGACCUGAUUUUAAGCCAAAAUGAGUUAAUAACGAAAAAUAAGAUCACGUGAAAAAACUAUAAACACACUCU
Glossina fuscipes is the source of this 4548-nucleotide messenger RNA. RefSeq names its product protein patched (gene ptc). Gene Ontology annotation, molecular function: hedgehog family protein binding; smoothened binding; hedgehog receptor activity. Gene Ontology annotation, biological process: smoothened signaling pathway. The transcript has 6 exons. NCBI's taxonomy places the organism in Eukaryota, Metazoa, Arthropoda, Insecta, Diptera, Glossinidae. Gene Ontology annotation, cellular component: plasma membrane. Bases 192 to 4325 code for a protein of 1377 amino acids. The record is from RefSeq and is a predicted model, not a curated record.